AUGAGCUGCAACGGUUGCCGAGUGCUGCGGAAGGGGUGCAGCGAGACAUGCGUAUUGAGGUCGUGUCUGCAUUGGAUCACCACCCCUGAAGCCCAAGGUAACGCUACUUUGUUUCUCGCCAAAUUUUUUGGCCGCAGCGAUCUCAUGUCUCUCAUCUCCGCCGUACCCGAAUCCCAGCGCCCUGCUUUGUUUCAAUCGCUGUUAUUCGAGGCAUGCGGGAGAACAGUGAAUCCCGUGAACGGAGCGGUGGGGCUAUUGUGGAGCGGUAAUUGGCAUGUGUGUCAGGCGGCUGUUGAGACAGUGCUUUCCGGCGGAACGUUACGGCCGUUAACUGGAAUUCUUACCGGAGUCUUAGCGCCGAAUUGUGAUGAAUCAUCUGAUAGUUUCUCUGCGGCUGCGUACGCAGUGCAUGACUUGACGUGGAGUCAAUCAAAACCGUUUGCUAAGGAGGAUAGUAAUCAAGUGGUGUCUGAUCAUGUCAAUCUGCGUCUCACUAGAGCAAGAGGUGGAAGAGAUAAGAGAGGAAGAGAUGUGGCGUCGUUUUAUACAGGAGGAGAGUCGGAGACAACAAGCUUUGAAAGCAGUGGUGGUGAUAAGAAAAAACUUUUGAAUCUGUUUGUUUGA
Dovyalis caffra is the source of this 624-nucleotide messenger RNA. Lineage: Eukaryota; Viridiplantae; Streptophyta; Magnoliopsida; Malpighiales; Salicaceae. The record is from the annotation of a GenBank genome assembly.